Dicentrarchus labrax (European seabass) is the source of this 2202-nucleotide messenger RNA. RefSeq names its product fibroblast growth factor 1a (gene fgf1a). Lineage: Eukaryota; Metazoa; Chordata; Actinopteri; Moronidae. The record is from RefSeq and is a predicted model, not a curated record. Gene Ontology annotation, biological process: regulation of cell migration; fibroblast growth factor receptor signaling pathway; animal organ morphogenesis. Bases 288 to 758 code for a protein of 156 amino acids. Gene Ontology annotation, cellular component: cytoplasm. Gene Ontology annotation, molecular function: fibroblast growth factor receptor binding; growth factor activity. The transcript has 3 exons.
AUGAGAAAACAAAACAAUAAAAUAAUAAUAAUAGAACAUUACUAGAGUUGGAGUACUGAAGAGUUGGGGUCUGUCUGUGUCUCUAUACCAUUACCCUGUCUGCAGGUUGAGGACAGGAGGCGGGGGCGCGCAUCCUGCUGCCUGUGUGAUCUCUGCGCUCGUUCACGAGCAUGUAAACACCUGACCACUGCAGGGGGACAUAACCCGCUGAUUGUUCUCAUCAUAAACAAGGCUGUCUCUGCAGACCCCCCCUGUCGGUUGCACAGCUGUCUUUCCUCCCGAGCAGGAUGGAGGAUAAGGAGGUGUCUGUGUCCGAGGAGCAGACUGUGGACAGCGGCCUGCUGCGGGACUUCAGGCGGCUGACUCGGCUCUACUGCAUGAAUGGCGGAUAUCACCUCCAGAUCCUCCCCGAUGGGACCGUGCAGGGCCAGAGGGAUGACAGGGACGCUCACACUGUUUUAAAGCUCAAGGCUGUGGACAGAGGUGUAGUGGUCAUCCAAGGAACGGAGGCUGGGCGAUAUUUGGCCAUGAGUGAUGAGGGCCGAUUGUACAGUUCACAAACAGUGACGGAUGAAUGUUACUUCCUGGAGAAGCUGGAGGAGAACCACUACAACACUUAUGUAUCUCAGAAAUAUCAGGAGAGGAACUGGUAUGUAGCUCUGAAGAAGAACGGAAAACCUAAACCGGGUCCAAGGACUCACAUCGGACAGAAGGCCAUUUUCUUUCUGCCCCGAGAGCUGCGUGACUCCGGGGAGUGAAGACUCAUCUCAACACACACAGUGAUACCUCACUGCAUGUGGAGCUGCUCCAGGAUGGAUGUUUGUAUGUUGUUAAAAUACACCAAGUUAUCAUUUUGGACCAGAACAAGACCAAAUGGUUCAUGAUUGUUAGUCUUAACCCUAACAAACAUGCCUCAGAGCUAAAAGACUGUACAUAUAUCUUCUUUCUGUCCACUAAAACGACAUUUUUAUUUCUUCUUUUAUCUUCUUAUUGCGCAGAAGAAAAUGUUUUUUUUAUUUUACUGAUUUUAUAUAAUUUGUAGUUCUGAUGGACAUUUUAGAUGAUUUUGUGGGAUGAGAAAACUUUAAUACAGUGUUAGUAUUUUCAGUUAACUAAAUUGCUUCCAGAUGUCAGUGAAAUCUGUUGGAAAAUCAGACCAGAGGCAGGAACAAGGCACUUUUUUUUUUUUUGUUAUGCAUGAGGAUCUGGAAAGAGGGGUAUGAAUGCAGGAAUUUCUUAAAGGAUCAUUGUGACCUUCAGUAAAAAGAAAAAAAAAAGACCAAUCCCAUAAAUACCUGCAUUUACUAGAAUUUAAAAAUGACCAUUGUAACCCAUAGAUUGAGGCUUUUGCUGGCUUCAGUCGUUUAGUUGGACUUUCCUGCUUUAUCUCUGCCCUCGGGAGGUAAUGCCUCGGCAGACUAGAAGAGAAAAAAUAGCUUGAAAGGGCUGUUGAGCCAUUCACUGCUGAGGUGUCUCUACCUGAAAAGGUCAACAACUGUUAUUUCAUAUUUCCCGCAGUAACCCUUUGCUGCCACUUGGUGCCGCCAAUGUGUAAUCAUAUGCAUCAUUAAAAACAUUCGUAAAGCCUGUGGCACUGGUGCAAUCCUGAGCCACACAUUUUAUCCCAGUACCAAAGCUUCAUAAUACUGACUUGUAAAUAAUGUAAUAUUUGUAAUGGUAUUAUAUUACAUAUCACCACAGCAGUCACAGUAGUGAAUAAUCCAGACGAGUCCGAAAUGACGCAUUAAAAGUGACAUUUAUUUAACACUAAAUGUUUUCUGUACAGUUUCAUAUCAACAAAACCCCAAGGUUGCAGCUCUACAUCACAUAGAAAUAAGCAGAAUGGGUCUGUACCGAAGCCGUGGCAGAAGUAUGACGUUAACUGAUCAGUUUGCUGGACCAGACUAAAAUAUUACAUAUUAACUCCUUCCAUUUAAACAGUGAUUAGAUCUUGAAAAACUGCGUUAUCCCGGCAUGCUGUUUCCUCCAUGACAUAAAACAAAAACAAACUCCUGCACCGAUGCAUCAUUCAUUCUUUGUUUUAUAUGUCUGGGACUUAAUGAUGGAAAUAUCUACUGGGUUUUAUUGGUUAUGUCUCUCAAAGUGCACCUGCAUACAACAUUCGUUGAUAUAGUUUUUAUACCCACAAUAUAGCUAACAUCUUACACCUUAUGACUCAAUUUUCAAAAAAAAGAACAAAAA